Molecule: messenger RNA, 696 nt
Organism: Carlito syrichta (Philippine tarsier)
Lineage: Eukaryota; Metazoa; Chordata; Mammalia; Primates; Tarsiidae
Gene: DEMA1
Product: chromosome unknown C2orf74 homolog
Exons: 5
Coding region: 1-696 (231 amino acids)
Source: RefSeq, a predicted model, not a curated record
AUGGGCAUCACUCAUUCUUACCUGAAGUUAGGUCAGGCCAGGGGGGUCGUCUUCGCUCUGAUCAUCACGUGCUACUCUGCUUCCUCAGCCGUGGCCUUUGGAGAUGCCACUUUUCUUGUUCUUCGAGCUAAACCUAUGAGCUUUGAAGCCACGGCAAUCACUUUCUUCAUCAUCCUUCUCAUUUGCUUCAUUUUGAUCCUCCUUUUGUUGGUGGUUUUUUUAUAUAAAUGUUUCCAAGGCAAGAAUAAUACAGAGACAGAAAAAGUUGCCUGUAUAGAUGCUGACAGAGUUGGAGGCUGUGCACCUACGAAUGCAGAGACAAACAAUUCGGGAGACCAUGAAAAGGUUCUAAUGCAAAUCAUCAACUUGAAUCCACCCAUGAGGCCUGGCAUUCUUGUCCAGAGACAGAGUAAGGAAGUGUUGGCCACAUCUUUAGGAAACACAGAGGACACAGAGGAAGAAGAAGAGAACAAAACAAAAGAGAGUCAAGAGCCUGAGAAUGCUGAAGAAGCUGGCCAAGAGGAUGAUGAUUUGCAGAAAACAACCAUACCUGUCACUAGAACUCAUUCAGUUACUGAAAGCCAAAAAAGACCUUUGAAAGGAGUGACGUUUUCUAAAGAGGUGAUCAUCGUGGAUCUCGGGAAUGAUGACCCUAAACCUCGAAGCUAUGCUCGAGAACACAAAGAGAGAAAAUGA